AUGAAUGAACCUUUGGUUGUGUCUAGUAUACAAGAAUGCGAAGCUUGCGGGGUUGUGCAUAGAGAUAUCAAGGAUGAAAAUAUUUUAGUAAACCCGGUGACCCUUGAAACUAAACUGAUAGAUCUAGGAUCAGCUGUCUAUUCCCUUGAGGACAACUCUAUUCCCUUUGAUGGUACAGGAGUGUAUGCACCCCCGGAAUUACUUCUGUACGGCUGGUACAACAGUUCUGCAUGUACAGCCUGGUCCUUAGGAAUAUUAUUGUACAACAUGCUAGUGGGAGAUAUUCCUUUCCAUACAUUUUCUGAGAUUUGUUACCUUCAAGUCAAGUUCCCAAGAGGGUUAGAAGAUCUGCAUCUCAAGGAGCUGAUUUUGGGCUGCCUUCAAAGGGACCCUGAAAAAAGAUUGGCUUCAAAAGAUCUCUUGUCACAUCCCUGGUGUCUCUAGAAUCAGAAAAGAAGUGUUAAUUUAAAUUUUUCAUCAAAUCUGAUGAAUAUUUUUUCAUAUAUUCUUUUUUUUACAAUAUGAUUUCCACUGAAUAUUGAUAAUUCUGGAUUUAUAUUAAUAGAGGUUUAAGUACAGUGUUACUUAUAAAGGUAUAAAGCGAUCAUCCCGACCGCUCUACUGUUUAGUAAGGUUUAUCUAAACCCUUGCACUUGUAAUCCAUUAUUUUAAGUAACUUACGAAUUUAAAUGAUUUUGCAUUUACUAUUGCAUCCACUGCAAUAAACAGGGAAAGAAUGGGAAUAAUUCUUUGCAUAAAACUCAAUCUUCGAAUCACAAUAUGUUUGCAACCAGGGACCACAAUUAAUGAAUACAAAAAAGGAGUUGAACUCCAUAUCAUCGGUUUAACCAAUUUUCCAUUGUGCGCCGAGUAAAUGAAAUGGUUUAUUAAUUUACAAAGUUUAACUUCUUUUUCUAAUCAUAAAAGCUGGUCACUGCUAGAUUUAAUAUUUAAUAUUUCAAACUUUGAAUUUUUGAUCUAAAAUGAUUUUUAAAAUAUCAGGUUACGGCAUUAGAUUGCCUAGAUAUAAUGAUUAAAAAUUAGAAGUGAGUUUUUUAACGAGAAUUCAUGAAUUUUAUUUUGCAUUUAUUUCGAAGCACACAAUUGUUUGUUACUUUAACUUAAUUAUUUAAACUUAACAACCCCACAAUCAUCCAAAUGUAGCAAGCUUUCGCGCAAGUUAAAACACAUGGGAUGGAGGUAGAAAACACCUACUCUUGAAAAUGUAUGCAACUUUAAUAGCAAUCUGGAUUCAUGUGCAUUGGGCCCCCCCCCCCCCAUACAAUUUUGAUAUUAUUUCUUUCUCAGCAACAAGCUGGAUUUUCUCCAUAUCUUGCAGAUAUAAGAAAACUGCUGUUGCUAGGAUGGGUUUAGAGUUAGGCAGGGUGUCAACAAAAUAGUUGACUCUGCUGUUGCUAAGAUGGGUUCAGAGUUAGGCAGGGUGUCAACAAAAUAGUUGACUCUGCUGUUGCUAAGAUGGGUUCAGAGUUAGGCAGGGUGUCAACAAAAUAGUUGACUAUGUUGCAAA
Messenger RNA from Eurytemora carolleeae, 1528 nucleotides. RefSeq names its product serine/threonine-protein kinase pim-3. Lineage: Eukaryota; Metazoa; Arthropoda; Copepoda; Calanoida; Temoridae. The transcript has 7 exons. The coding region runs from base 1 to 444 and encodes 147 amino acids. The record is from RefSeq and is a predicted model, not a curated record. Gene Ontology annotation, molecular function: protein serine/threonine kinase activity; ATP binding. Gene Ontology annotation, biological process: protein autophosphorylation. Gene Ontology annotation, cellular component: cytoplasm.